Messenger RNA from Gigantopelta aegis, 1846 nucleotides. Its product is annotated as D-ribitol-5-phosphate cytidylyltransferase-like. The record is from RefSeq and is a predicted model, not a curated record. Bases 2 to 1165 code for a protein of 387 amino acids. Lineage: Eukaryota; Metazoa; Mollusca; Gastropoda; Neomphalida; Peltospiridae. The transcript has 9 exons. Gene Ontology annotation, molecular function: D-ribitol-5-phosphate cytidylyltransferase activity. Gene Ontology annotation, biological process: protein O-linked glycosylation via mannose. Gene Ontology annotation, cellular component: cytosol.
CAUGGCUAGUGAUUUUAGUGUUGGCGUGAUAUUGCCGGCUAGUGGCACAGGGGAGAGAAUGGGGUUGUCACCACCAAAACAGUUUUCAGAAAUGUUCGGGAAACCAAUAUUUUUCUACUCGAUUUACUGUUUUCAUAGAUUUGACUGGGUGAAGACCAUCAUGCUGACGGUGUCUAAAGACUACAUCGAUGGUGUUCGUAAACUUGUCGCUGACUAUAACCUUAAUAAGGUGACUGUUAUUGAAGGUGGUAUGACCAGACACAGGUCUAUAUUCAAAGGAAUCCAAGCGUUUUCAGCUCGGUCACCACCUGAUGUUUUGAUCAUCCACGAUGCUGUCCGUCUGUUCGUCACAAACGAGCUGGCUAGGAACGUCGUUUUGUCAGCUAAGAAACAUGGUGCUGCUGGUGUGAUGAGACCGCUCGUUUCGACUGUGAUUGCGAUAGAAUCGAAUUUCCUCGAAGAAUCUCUGGACAGAAAUCGUUACUGGGCGAGCGAGAUGCCGCAAGCAUUUCAAUUUGAUGUCAUCAAGCGGGCGUAUGAACAGAGCACGGACUACGACUUUGACUACGGCACAGAGUGUUUGUUGCUGGCCACCAAGUACACCGGAGUUAAAGCUCACAUAUUGGAAGGAUCGGACGACCUCUGGAAGGUCACUUACAUAAAGGAUUUAUAUGCAGCUGAAGGAAUGUUAAAAGCGCAUUAUAUACAGGUUCAGCUGUUUGGGACAGAAUCAUCUCACCUACUUGUUUUACAUCUGGAAAAACAUCUCAAAUCCAGGAGAAUUCAGGUUUCCUCAGCUACCGGUAACAAUGUCGUUACUCCCAGUGGGAACACGUUUGUAUUUUUGCACCGAAAAAUCUCAAAAGAUAUUGGUCAACAGACCGACAUGGUGGUAAAGUCGCUGAAGUGUAAAAACCAUAUCCCCGUGCUGAACUGUGUGGUAAUUCAUGUGUUCACUGGAGUCGACAAGUCCACGUGCGAUGUGUCUAAACUUAACACGUACCUGUCAGGCUUGUCGAACACGUACCAACAACAGAAUGUCUCCAUCUACAGUUUACUUGCUUAUAAGGACAGCCGACUUGAUGAAAUCUCCCCACUGGUGACCGAGUUGAUCUGGGAGAGGAAGUCUGUGUUUUCAGGACAGUUGUACAUUGUCGGAAGCUGAUGUCAUUCAUUUUCAUUUCAUUUCAACAUAUUUUUGUGCUUAUAUCCAAUUAAGUGCCUGCUACACGAUACGAUAGAAUCAGACCGAGUUACUCGUAUGAGUCACUGGCACGAGUCGUUCGGAUCGAUUGAAUCGGACGUGUUGCCACACGGUACUUGUCAAUCGUAUGAAACGUGACGUCAUUGAAAAAAUAUCCUUCCUGUAACCAUGGUAAACAAUGUUGUGUAUUGAUAAGAAGGCGGCUGUCGUAACGUCUCUGUAUUUAUAUAAAUGACUGGACACAUCCCACAAAGAGUUGUGCCACUGAUACAGCUCUAUGAGCUGUUGGGUCUGUACCGACGACAAGUAAACAGAGUUUUUCGCCAUUACACUCAGAACGUCAACGUUAUCUUCGCCACGAUCUGAUUGGUCAAUGUCCCCAAACGUCCGAUUCAAUCGUAUGAAAAUAGAACGAGUUCUAAACUUCGACUCAUACGAGUGACUCGGGCCGAUUCAAUCAUGACAUGCCACACAUAACGAUAUGCUUGUUGGCGUUGCAAUCCGAUUGACUCGUACGAGUCACUCGUAUCGUGUAGCAGGGCCUUUAAGGUUAAAGCGCACUGUCAUGGGCACACACCUCAGCUAUCUGGGCUGUCUGUCCAGGACAGUGAGUUAGUUGUUAGUGGUUAGUGAGAAAUAAGA